Molecule: messenger RNA, 574 nt
Organism: Owenia fusiformis
Lineage: Eukaryota; Metazoa; Annelida; Polychaeta; Sabellida; Oweniidae
Source: the annotation of a GenBank genome assembly
AGUACUUGUAAAAUGAUAUAUAAGAAUACAUUUGUUGUAUUAAAGAUCAAUACUCUGUGGCAGUGGCUUACUGCCAUAAACAACUUAACAACUAAAGUUUGGUGUCUAUACCUUCCAACCAGGGAAUCACUGAAGUUCUAGUUUUGCAAAAGACUAUGCUUCCUACAAUACUCCUGAUAUGCACCUUGCUGACAUGGAGUACUGCAGCUUCAGAGGACAAACCAAACAGACCAAACAUCAUUCUGAUUCUAGCUGAUGAUCUUGGCUGGAAUGAUGUCAGCUUCCAUGGUUCUAAUCAGAUCCCAACACCAAACAUAGAUGCACUUGCCUACAGUGGUAUAAUAUUGAAUAACUAUUAUGUACAGCCAAUAUGUACACCGACCAGGAGUGCGUUACUUACUGGGAGAUAUCCUAUACACACUGGGCUACAGCAUGGUGUAAUUAUAGGUUCUCAACCUUAUGGAUUAGGCCUCGAUGAAACCAUUAUACCACAGUAUCUCCACUCAAAGGGCUACAAAAGUCAUAUCGUCGGGAAAUGGCAUCUUGGGUUCUGUUCGUGGGAGUACACCCCGAC